This is a messenger RNA of Passer montanus (Eurasian tree sparrow), 6348 nucleotides long. RefSeq names its product GLIS family zinc finger 3 (gene GLIS3). Bases 156 to 2285 code for a protein of 709 amino acids. The transcript is spliced from 9 exons. Gene Ontology annotation, molecular function: DNA-binding transcription factor activity, RNA polymerase II-specific; RNA polymerase II cis-regulatory region sequence-specific DNA binding. NCBI's taxonomy places the organism in Eukaryota, Metazoa, Chordata, Aves, Passeriformes, Passeridae. Gene Ontology annotation, biological process: regulation of transcription by RNA polymerase II. The record is from RefSeq and is a predicted model, not a curated record. Gene Ontology annotation, cellular component: nucleus.
CGACGGCACGGCACGGCACGGCCCCUCCGCUGCCCCGCUCGCCGGAGCUGGUCCCAGCCCCGCGCCGCCGGGGAGAGGGAGGUCUUGGUUAUGGAUACAAGGGCAAGUCCAUUGGAAAAGGCAGUGGCAACAAUGCAAUAGUCACCAGCAAUCCCAUGACAGUUCAACAGCUGGGACCUCUUUCACCUUCAGUGAAUCACCUUUCAACAGCAUGCAGCCAGAUCAGCCCUAGCUUACAAAGGUCUAUGGAUGCUUCUCCAUCAGAUAUAAGGUCACUCGUGUCAUGUGAGACUCUGGUCUCUACAACGUUAAGCUUGUCGGGAGGUCAUUCCCCUGUGAGUGCUGAACAAGAGUGGUCACACAGGUACAGGACACUUUCUUCUGUUCCUCCUGACCAUGGUUUACAAAAUGGCAGUGAACUGGGGAACUUAAUAAAUUUUUCGCCCGAAGCAUCUACAUCCAGUAACUCAUUACUGUCCUACUUAUAUGGCAUGGAAAAUAAGAAUUUCCCUUACUCUAGUCCCUGCCAGUCCUCAGUCUGGUCUCAAUCAGCCCGCUCCAAAAAGAGAGCACUCUCUGUAUCUCCUCUGUCUGACGGCAUUGGGAUUGAGUUCAAUACAAUCAUUCGUACAUCCCCAACUUCUCUGGUGGCCUACAUCAACAGUGCCAGGGCACCGCCAGCAAACGUCUCCCCACAGCCUGAGGUCUAUGGACAUUUUUUGGGAGUGAGAGGAAGCUGUAUACCCCAAAACUGCUCUGUUUCAACUGCCCAGAAAGGCUUCCACAUGGCGAAUGGCAGUGUCACUUUUCCAGGGUAUGUUGAGAACGGGACAGGUGAGUACCAGCGGAUGCAGCAGCUGGAGCAAGCCAGCUUACAGAUGGGUGCCACAAAUAACAUGGUGAUCCAGCAGGGUGUGCUGCCCAUGGACAGCCAAGCAAUGGAGAUCUUGAAAAAUGAACAGCUGGAUGACUUCUCAGGCCCUAUUGGUGACAUGCCUCUUUCAUCCCUGGUGCUGCCACAACCUCCUCCACAAGGGCCGCCCCCGCCGUACCAUGCCCACCAGCACCGCCAUCCGCACGGCCUGCCCAGCCACGUCCCCCCGCUGCAGGUGCUGCCUCCUGCCCCGGGCGCCCUGCUGGAGGAGGAUGGCGAGCCGGACGAUCCCAAUGGCAAGCAUGGCUGUUGCUGGGUUGACUGCGGGAAGCUGUAUGACCAUCAAGAGGAGCUUGUGCGGCACAUAGAGAAGAUCCACAUAGACCAGAGGAAGGGAGAGGACUUCACCUGCUUCUGGGCAGGGUGCCCUCGAAGGUUCAAGCCAUUUAAUGCCCGUUACAAACUGCUGAUUCACAUGAGAGUCCACUCAGGAGAGAAGCCGAACAAAUGCACAUUUGAGGGUUGCAAGAAAGCCUUUUCCAGACUAGAAAAUCUCAAGAUUCACUUGAGGAGCCAUACGGGUGAAAAGCCGUACCUUUGCCAGCACCCUGGCUGCCAGAAAGCUUUCAGCAACUCCAGCGACCGCGCCAAGCACCAGAGGACUCACUUGGACACUAAACCUUAUGCAUGUGAGAUUCCAGGAUGUACUAAGCGAUACACAGAUCCAAGUUCCCUGAGAAAACAUGUGAAAGCCCAUUCUUCCAAAGAUCAGCAAGCUAGGAAAAAGUUGCGAUCAAGCUCAGAGAUUGGCCAGGACAUCCUGAAUGACUGCCUUGCAAUCCAGCCCCUCCAGCCAGCCCUGUCACCACAGGAUGCUGUAGAUAACACCAUGGGACACUCCCCAAGGCCUGCUUGUGAUAUUUACCCAGCUCCUUCUCAUCACAUCAGCCCCCAGAGAAUGACCGUUCAACAUUCCAUGAUGCAGAGACAGACUCCACAACCUCCUCAGCUUCCACAGCUUGCGGGGAUGCCUUUGAAGAUGUACCAACCAGCAGAAAGCCCUUCUGUUCAGCCAAAUGCCUUUCACAUCCAGGGUUUUUAUGGGCAGCUUCAGACUUUCUGCCCUCCACAUUAUACUGACACUCAGAAGAGCAUACAAGACAGUGUUUCUUGCAAUAUGGCUCCUCCUGUUGACUGCUCAGCACUCACAUCAGCAGGCCAGGGAGGGCUUGGCAUUUUCCAUGGAAGUUUUUCAGAUCAUUCUGGUAUCAAAGUGGAUGACUUUCCUGCAGGGUCUGUAGGUAUCUUUGGUGAUUCCGCUUGCAGCAUGCCAGAGGACAGCAGUUUCCUACAAGUAAAUGCAGUGGAUCAUUGUUCCAGCCAGCUUUCUUCUGUAUACACUGAAGGCUAAAGUAAUGUAUAUCUAGUUACAAGAACUUGAUUCUGUUUCAUCGUGCCCUUCUGUUAUUUCCCUACAAACUUUUUCUCUCCAUGAAACUGCCAUGUAUGUAUGGGGAUAUGACUAGAUAUACAUACAUAAUGGGGAGGAAAAAAGCAAUUAGCAAGCAUUCUUCAUUUAAUCAAGCAGCCAACUGAGAAGGAGAAUGUUUGGAGAAAGCAAGCUUUGCCAAAACCUUAGCAAUUGUUUCUUUUCUUCUCAUCUGUGGUACAGCAACUAUACUUUUGAAAUUAUUUCUUCUUUUAAUUUCUCAAAGGGAAUUCAGAGACCAAAUAAGAAAACUGGUUGUUGGCUGUAAUCCUUUCAAGCUGGAUGGCUGCACUUACAGAAGAAUACAGCUUUAGAAAAUUCCUUUUUCAAAAAAGGAAAAGCAAAACCAGAGCAUACUACAAACAUUUCAAAGCAUACAGUUUUUGCACAACCUAUCUGCACAUGAUAGUUCCAAAGUGGAACACAUGCCAGUUUCCAAAAGGGAGAGCAGUUAGACGUAUAUGUAGGCACUACCUAUUGGAGGCAUUGGUGUGGCUUUUUGGAUCAUAGGUUGUUGGUAGAGAAUUUCUUACAGGCCUCAGGCUAGGUGUCCUUUCCUUCCCUCUUUAUUUUAAGUCACACAGUACAGCUGUUAUUGUUUUCCCAAUAUUAAUUCUGACCCUUUAAGCAAGAAAAAGGUGGUUUAAAUACACAAGAAGUUAUGUGGGCUUUGUGUCUAUUUAGCACAUCUGCCAGAUAAGCAUAAAUGCAUUUUAACUUUCAGUUGCUUUUUAAUUAGAUGGUAGAGCAUUGUUGCUGUAUGUGCUAUAGUCUUUGUCAGGAAGAUUUAAAAUCUUUUGUGGGAAAGAUUCUUCCUUAAAUUCCACUUUCUUUUUUUUUUUUUUAAGGUGUCUGUACUAAUUCAACUAAAUUUUGGUUGUCCUAAUAUUUUUCCAUAACACAUUUUCAGAAAGAACUACUCUUAAGUGUACUAUGAUUCCUCUGGUUACUUAGAAAGAUAAAACUGGACUGGUUUGGUGGUUUUGAUUUUUCUGAUCAAUGUCAGGCUCAAGGUCCUCAAAUUUAGUCCAGGAUGCAAGCAAAUUAGGUUGUCCUUCAUAAAACAUACAAGGUUAUGAGUUAAAACUAGUAUUUUUCUUUGGAGAUGUCAUCAUUGUGAUGCCUUGAGAACAGCUCUUACAUUAGUAAGACUGAGUUUUUAGGUUUUAAUUCCCGUUCAUCCAUUAUGUGGACUUCUUACUGUGUCGUGUACAUCAUAAUAUUUUCAUAACCUGAUAGAGUAAGGGCAGAAAAGUUCAUCCUUGCAGACUGGACCAUAACUAUGCUUCAGAAAUAACUCUUCCAAAAAGAUAAAAUAAAAAGGUUUAUACAACCUUUGUUUUUCCUGGCAAACUUUUGAGACUUGUUAAAUCCAGUUUGGGUCCAGUUCAUAAUUUAAUCUGCAGUUAUGUGGAAUAGAUUAAUUUAUGGCCAGGUGUUUGUGAACACUGGCAAUCUUUUGAGGUUUGUAUUCAGGAAGUAUAUUCUUAUGAGCAGUCAUCUGCUUAAAUAUUUAAUGGAGUGGUUUCCAUCUGAUACAUAGAAUAUAUGGAUAAACCAUGCACAUAAAUGAAGUACAACUGAAGGGAUUAAAAUGCAGCUAAUUCUGUGCUAAAUUCUUCCCCUAUAUAUUCUGCUUCUCACAUCACAAGAGAAUGUGUCCCUCUGGUCCAGCUUUCACUAAGAGGUCUAGAUGUUACCAUAUGUGAUUUGCAUUGGAUUAAAAGACACCAGGCAUCCUUCACAGCUAUACACAUGCAAUCAGACAGUCCUUUUGUAUAAUGUGCAUUGACUGCAAAUUUUGCUUUUUAAUAGAGCUUUAAUUUUAUACUGCCUUAAAGCCCAUUCUGUGGUCACCACACAAGUGUAACUUACUUCAAUAGGAAUAAUUAGUCUCACGAACACUUCAAUUUCAAAUGUAUGGAAUUGUGUUUUGUUCCACCAAAUUCAGCAAGGGCAGGAUCAGACUAUGUGUGGACAUAUGCAUGUACCUGUAUACUUCCCUAUAUAUAAAUCCUUCAAAAUUCUUUUAACCACAUGGUUGUCCAGAGUUUGUCCAUUGCUGUUUACAAAACUGAAAUACUGUUGCUAUCUUCAGAUCUGUACCACCUUGACUUUUAAACUUCUUGAAAUAUUUUUUCUAGUAUCUGAAUGUACAAGUUGUUCUGUAGAGUUGGGGAAUUAUCCAUUUUGAAACAUGCUGACCAAAGGGAAGGUGGGAGCACAGAAUUCCAAAAGGGCAUUUUCAACUUGAGCGUUCAUCAGUUACCUUCAAUAAAGGAAACUUUUGCAAGUAAUUAAUUCAUUCUUUCACAUACAUAUUAUACAUAUAUAUAUAUAUAUUUACAACUUUCCAUGAGCCUUAAUCUUAAAAAGAAGGCCCUAGAGAACAGUCAAAUCAAGCACAUGAAUAUGGGCUACCAGUUUGUAAAAAGGUAGGCCUUUGUUUACUUCUCAUUCAGAGACAAAGAGGAUUCCUCACUAUUAUUUCAUUAUUCUCUUUGGAGUUGGAAAUUGGACUGACUUCAAGACAUCAAUUUAAUCGCUGAGGGCAAUUGCAUAAAAAGCCUCAUUGUAUCUCAUGUAUAUUGGAUAUUUAAGUAGGGAAUCCUGUUUGUCACAAUCAAAAAUGGUGCUUGAAAAAAUACAAUUUUGUGGGUUAUCUGCAUAACUGAGUUAUUUGCAAAUACUUGUGCCUCAGUGAGUUUUGUGUUGUUAUUCUACUUGCUGUACUGUUAACUUUCUAAAGGGAUUCAUAUCUAAGAGAUGAAGUUAUUUUAGACUACAGACAUUAAACAAUAUUCAAAAUAAAUUAUUUACAAUUAUUCUUUUAUGCAAUGUAACUCUUUCCCGACUCAGUGGUCUAUUUAUACCUGCAUUAGAAAUGGUUCUACACUGGAGUUUAAAAUACAGUUUCAAAGUGCAUGUGUACAAGUGGAAGUGUAUGAGAGUGCACGUGUAGAUUGGAGGCUCCCUUUCUGUGUGUGUGUACACACAAACAUGUAGGCAUUGUGGUUUACUACUACCAGAUGCUGAAGAAUGGCAGUGCUGAGGCCAUCUCUCACACUGUAUAUGGUUUUCAGCUUUUCUUGAAAAGAUGUGAAUGAAUAUAAAAAUUACAUUCUAACUGUUUAUUCCCUGUUUUCCCUGUGUCAUUUUAUAGCAGAAUUUUUAAACGGCACUUUUUUCUUGUUUGUCUGAAAUUUUGUUCUUGGUUUGGGGCUUUUUGUAUGUGUAUAUAUAUAUGUAAUUCCUUGAAGCAGUUAAAGCAAAAGAAAAAACCACAAGUUAAAAUUAUCUGAGUUUUUAUUUAAGAAAAAGAAAUCCUUUUGUUCUGUACAGAAAGCAGCAUCUGUACAGAAAACAGCAUCUUGUGUAAUAGUUUUUACACAAAGCACUUUGGUGAGGAGAGAAAGUGGGAUUAUGUUUUUCCUAAAGGUUACAGAGUAAUCUACAUAUUUAUACAUGCUUACAUAUAUACAUAUGAUCUUAAUGUGCCAUACUGUAUAUCUGGCUGAUAUAUCUUGCUCUAAAGAAAUGUCUGUUGCACAUCAUGAAAAAAACAAAAAUUCAAAAGAGUUACACCUUUUGCUUUACUAGUAUGUGUAGUUUUGUGAUUUUUUACAGUUAUUUUUCAUACAAUCAUAAGUUGUUUUUGUCCUGUUUCAUAACAUUCUGUUUUAUGUAAAAGGUAAAAGUGAAAGGUGUGUGUGCAUGGUACAAAAUAAAACUGGAAAAUUGUAACUCCAUUACAUUACCUGUAGAACCUAUUAUUGUGAGAUGCCUUUAAAGAGAACUGCUCCAGGCACUGUUCUUCACCAUAAAACUACUAGUAUUUGUAUGGGUUUAUAGAAUUAGAAACAUAAAUAGGAAACAAACUCUUGGAGAUUUCUCAAAAAAAUUCACUUAACUCAGAGUUUUAAGUCUGGAUUUAAUUAUUAUUUUGGUGAGGCUAGAGAUUUGUAGAGAUAAAUGAAUGCCUGGA